AUGCCUGCGUGUGUGUUCUUUGCGCUGACCGCGCUUGUGCCUGACGUUAGGCCCGGCCUGGCGCGUCUCCAGCUUGACGCAUGUAUCUUCUCCAGCCGUCUCGUCUCCCCGUCCUCUCACUCGAUGCGCUGCGCCGUUGCCGAUAGUGCCAAGCUGUCAGUCCAGGACGUAGAAUCGGCCAGAGGACGCACCAAUGGACGGUGA
This is a messenger RNA of Strongylus vulgaris, 204 nucleotides long. NCBI's taxonomy places the organism in Eukaryota, Metazoa, Nematoda, Chromadorea, Rhabditida, Strongylidae. The record is from the annotation of a GenBank genome assembly.